AUGGCCGAGGAGAUCCAUGGUUACACGGACCGAAACGAACGAGCGAACUUCUUCGUAGCGACCAAGGCUGUUUACGGUCCCGUAGCCAAAGGAACUUCUUCUCUUUUCAUCUCCGACGGCGAUACCCCAUUCACUGAGAGGACGCAAAUUCUAGAUCAAUGGACCGAGAACUUCAUAGGCGUCCUCAACCGGCCCUCCGCCAUCUCCGGCGUCGAUGUCGCCCGUCUGUCUCAAGUGGAAACCAACGCCGACCUCAACCUCCCGUCCUCUGUACACGAAAUCAUGAAGGCCGUGCAGCAGCUCUCCCAUGGGAAACCGUCCGGAUCGGACGCAAUUCUUGCUGAGAUCAACAAGCACGGCAGUCCCCAACUUAUGACUCUUUUAGAUGUGACCUCAAGGAGGAGGGAAAUAAUUUGGUUUUAA
Molecule: messenger RNA, 423 nt
Organism: Spirometra erinaceieuropaei
Lineage: Eukaryota; Metazoa; Platyhelminthes; Cestoda; Diphyllobothriidea; Diphyllobothriidae
Source: the annotation of a GenBank genome assembly